CAAAAAGGAAAAGAAAAUGGCUAUUUCGUGGUCAAAUGAGGAGGUGCAGACUUUCCUCUCGCUGAUUGCAGAGGAGCGGAUCCAGCGAGAGCUUGAUGGGUCUGUGCGGAAUGAAAAAGUUUUUCAAGAAGUCGCGCAGCUCAUGGCCGCACAGGGCUAUAAUCGCACCUACAAACAAUGUAGGGAAAAGUUAAAGAAGAUGAAAAGCGACUACCGAGCCAUAAAGGACCACAAUGGCAGGAGUGGGGCGAAUAGAAGAGUCUGGAAGUGGUUUGAUUUAAUGGAUGGUAUAUAUGGAAGUAGACCGGCGAGCAAUGGGAGAGAAGGUGCCCUCGACACGGCCGAAAACACGCAGGAGGAUGAUUCAUUGUCUACGAUUGAUGCAUCAUCUAUUUUUUCUCAACAUGAUGCAUCAUUGUCACAGAUUGACCUGGCACCGCAGACACCAGCACGACCGCAGACACCAGCACGACCACAGACACCAGCUCGACCACCGACACCAUCAACCUCCGGCAGCAACGUUAUGACCCCGGUGCCUGUUGUCACAGGAAAGAGGAAACGAGGCAAUCAACAUCAGGACCAUCUCUCUGUUUUAAGAGAGAUGCAGGCUGCUGAUAUAAGGCAGCAAGAACUAAACCGUGAACAAUUGCAGGUGGCACUUGAUGAUGCCCGGCAAGCAAGGGAAGAGGAGACAGCCUUGAGGAGGGAGGAGCUUAGUCAAACGGCGUCCUUUAAUCAGGCUUUCCUUGGUAUUAUGGGGAUGCUUGUACAGGCAAUGACUGGUCGUAGAGAACCAAACUCUACAUAAAAACUAUUUAAUUUUUUUUGGCUUUAUUUAAAUUUUGGUAUUUAUAUAUGCCAAUGUAUAUAUGUCAGCUACACCUUCACAAAAAACAGUUUGAUGUUUACACACAUUUUCAAUAUAAGGCCGAGUUGUAUAGUGCAUACAUUUUUGCACCAAGUGUUUUUAAACUUUUUGUGUUUGUUUAUUUACAUAUGUAUCCAUUUAUUUGUCACAACAUUUGCACCCUACAGUUUGAUGUGUACCCUUUUAUCUCUAUAACUUCCUGUUUUAA
Molecule: messenger RNA, 1076 nt
Organism: Paramisgurnus dabryanus
Lineage: Eukaryota; Metazoa; Chordata; Actinopteri; Cypriniformes; Cobitidae
Source: RefSeq, a predicted model, not a curated record